CGAGGUACCGCUCAAAUCCAAAUUCAAAUUUUCAUUCUCUCUGUGUGCAAAUCUACCAACUUCCCAAAUUAACCCUCAAUCUCUUCGCUCUCCUCCUUCCUCUUCUGUCCAUCACCAGCCGUCCAUUUCUCAGAUCGACUGCCGGACUCAGAUUCGAGUUUUCCUCGGAUGCGAUCCCCGGGCCCACUCCAAGAACUCUCCUGAAAAAAAGCUCUGAAUCCGAGUCCCAGCCUGAGUUCAAUUUGUGUUCUUGGAUUCGAACAUGGCUUCUCGUAACCAGAAUCGACCUCCUCGUAGUCCCGCAACUAAAAAGGAUGGUGUUGACUAUGUUCCUGUAGACAAGCGGCGGAGGAUUGGAGCAGCAAGAAUGGUCGGACCGGCAAGCACUGGGCGUGUGCGACAGGCAUUUUCCGUGGUUAACAAUAGGCAGGAUGUUACGGCCGCUAGUGAUAUGGGCAGCGCUGAGGGUUCGGAUUGUGGAAUUGUGGAGUUCACAAAAGAAGAGGUUGAUGCGUUGUUAAAUGAGAAGUUGAAGGGGAAGAAGUUUGAUCUUAAGGGAAAAUUGGAGCAAAUGACUGAGCAAAUAAAGAGGCUUAAACUUUGCAUCAAAUGGUUCCAACAAGUUGAUGAAAACCAUGUUCUUAACAAGGAAAAGCUUCAAAGUGCAAUGGAGUCUGUUGAGAAAAAGUGCAAGGAUAAUGAGGUGGAGAUGAAUAGCAAGAUGGAGGAGUUCAAUGUGAUUACUUCAGACUUGAAGAAAACUAUCUCUUCUUUAGAAGAGAGAGUUGCAAAGGAAGAAUCAUAUAAGUUGGAUGCAAUUGAAUGCCAUAGAAAUGAAAAAGAAGCAAGGGUUGCUGGUGAGAAGUUGCAAGCUUCUCUUUUGGCAGAGCUGGAAAAAACUCGGCAGGAGAAAUCAGUUGCUGAACAAAAGGCAGCCUCAUUUGAGGAUAUGUACAAGCGAGCACAAGAGUACAACGUGAGUUUACAACAUUAUAACAGCAAACUCCAGAAAGAUAGUGAAACACAUAGUGAGUCACUCAAACGACUUGAAAUGGAGAAAUUGACUAUUGUGGAGAACCUUAGCAAUUUGAGGUGUCACAAUAAGGCAUUGCAAGAUCAGUUAGCUUCGUUCAAAGCUUCACAAGACGAGUCUAUAAAGCAAAAAGAAUCAUUGUCAAAUGAACUGAGAUGCCUUCGAGGGGAACUACAGCAAGUGAGGGAUGACCGUGAUCGCCAAGUGACACAGGUGCAGACUUUAACUGCUGAAUUAGUGAAGUAUGAAGAAUGCACUGGGAAGACAUGUGCUGAGUUGGAUAAUUUGACGAUAAAAUUAAAUGCCUUGGAGGAGACAUGUUCUUCUCAAAGGGAGCAGAUUUGCAUACUGCAGCAUCAGCUUGCUGCUGCGAAUGAGAAAUUGAAGAUUGCUGAUUUAUCGUCUUCAGAAACAAUAGCAGAGUUCGAAGCACAAAAGAAAGUUGUGCGUGAACUACAAGAUCGCCUUUUAGAUACAGAGUUUCAACUCAGUGAAGGAGAGAAGUUAAGAAAAAAACUGCAUAACACUAUUUUGGAACUAAAAGGAAACAUUCGUGUUUUUUGCCGAGUACGUCCUUUGUUGCCUGAUGACGGUGUUGGAACAGAAGCUCCAAUCAUUUCUUACCCUACAACAACAGAAGCUCUUGGCCGUGGCAUUGACUUGACACAAAGUGGGCAUAAAUAUCCUUUCACAUUUGACAAGGUGUUUAAUGAUGAGACGUCACAACAAGAUGUUUUUGUAGAAAUAUCACAGCUGGUACAGAGUGCACUUGAUGGCUAUAAGGUUUGUAUAUUUGCUUAUGGUCAAACAGGCUCAGGUAAAACUUAUACCAUGAUGGGUAAGCCAGAAACCUCGGAGCAGAAAGGGUUGAUACCACGUUCACUUGAACAGAUCUUCCAGGCCAGUCAGUCCCUUCAAUUGCAGGGAUGGAAAUACAAAAUGCAGGCUUCAAUGUUGGAAAUAUACAACGAGACAAUCCGUGAUUUAUUAUCAACAAAUCGAUCAAGUGGAUUUGACAUGUCACGGACGGAGAAUAGCGUUCCAGGAAAACAAUAUACAAUUAAACAUGAUGCAAAUGGAAACACAUAUGUUUCUGACCUCACAAUUGUUGAUGUUUGCAGUAUAAAAGAGAUUUCGUCUCUUCUGCAGCAAGCUGCACAAAGCAGGUCUGUGGGAAAGACACAAAUGAAUGAACAAUCAUCAAGAAGCCAUUUUGUCUUCACAUUGCGCAUAUCUGGUGUAAAUGAGAACACUGAGCAACAAGUACAGGGGGUUUUAAAUCUCAUUGAUCUUGCUGGAAGUGAGCGACUAUCAAAGAGUAUGUCAACUGGAGACCGGUUGAAGGAAACUCAGGCUAUCAAUAAAAGUUUAUCUUCUUUGGCUGAUGUAAUAUUUGCAUUGGCAAAGAAGGAGGAUCAUGUUCCUUUUAGGAACUCAAAGCUGACAUAUCUUCUCCAGCCAUGCCUGGGUGGGGAUUCCAAGACCUUGAUGUUUGUAAACAUCUCUCCUGAUCCUUCUUCCGUUGGUGAGUCUCUUUGCUCUCUUCGGUUUGCUGCCAGAGUCAAUGCUUGUGAAAUUGGAAUUCCUCGACGUCAGACAACAGUGCGGCCUUUAGAUUCUCGUUUGAGUAGUUGACAUGGGGAUGGGGUGUUCCUUAGUUUCUUUCUUAUUUGUAUGAACAAUGGUUGUAAUGUUUAUAAUUGGAGUGGAUUGCUUGUAUCAAUUGUUUGUACCUGUACCUCUGUUUCUAGCUACUACUAAUUUGUACUUUAGAUUUAUACUUAGGGCCGUGUUUGGAAGCCGGGGCAGAUGCUUUUAUUGGCCUUGUGAGAUUGAUCUGUCAGUGUUAUACUGAAAUGUUCAUCACUUUGAUGAUUACAGGUAUAAAAAG
Messenger RNA from Corylus avellana, 2924 nucleotides. It is a transcript of the gene ATK1, whose product is annotated as kinesin 1. The record is from RefSeq and is a predicted model, not a curated record. NCBI's taxonomy places the organism in Eukaryota, Viridiplantae, Streptophyta, Magnoliopsida, Fagales, Betulaceae. Gene Ontology annotation, biological process: microtubule-based movement. Gene Ontology annotation, molecular function: microtubule motor activity; ATP binding; microtubule binding.